AUGCGGCUUCUGUGUUUGCUGCUUCUCGUGCCGGCCAUCGUAUUUGCAGAUACGGCGGUGAACUGUGGCGAUUGUCUGAAGGUUCUUGGCCGUUUCCGCCCGACGGUUGCUGAUGUGAAGACACUGGACCUGCGAACCACCCGAAAAUGGUUCAUGGCUAAUUGCCAAGUCGGAAGUCUGGUCGAAGAAGCACAUGAGGGUCUGCCACACAUGGAAGAAGACUAUUGCGCGCUGAUGUUUGAGCAGAACAAGCUGACCAUAGAGUUGGCGAUGAAAACCAUGAUUGCUGGGAAGACCGACGAGGAAAUUUGUGAGAAGGUGCGCUGCGUUAGUGGUCCCAGCCUAAGGAGA
Molecule: messenger RNA, 351 nt
Organism: Mesorhabditis spiculigera
Lineage: Eukaryota; Metazoa; Nematoda; Chromadorea; Rhabditida; Rhabditidae
Source: the annotation of a GenBank genome assembly